This is a messenger RNA of Monopterus albus (swamp eel), 3547 nucleotides long. RefSeq names its product cysteine rich transmembrane BMP regulator 1 (chordin-like). Gene Ontology annotation, cellular component: plasma membrane; extracellular region. Gene Ontology annotation, molecular function: serine-type endopeptidase inhibitor activity; protein binding. NCBI's taxonomy places the organism in Eukaryota, Metazoa, Chordata, Actinopteri, Synbranchiformes, Synbranchidae. The record is from RefSeq and is a predicted model, not a curated record. The transcript is spliced from 15 exons. Bases 400 to 3120 code for a protein of 906 amino acids.
GUCAAGGGGACGGGUACACCGCUAAUUUCUAUAUGCCUGGAUGUCAUUUUAAGGCUCAGAAUCGUGUGUGGCUGUCAGCAGCAGCAAACUUCAGCGCACGUCUACAGCCUCGGUUGAGAUUUCUACAUGUCCCCUGUUUAAUCAGAUGAGACUCUUGGGACGUACGUCUACACGCGUACUCUGAACCUUUGGAUAUAGCUGUCACUUAAAUCGCAUCCGCACUCCUCAGUCUCGUGGUGUUUUUGCACGCCGGGGGGAAGACUUAUCUCAAAACUUUCAAGAGGACUUCACAACUUUGGGGACAGAAUUAUUAGGGCGCAUCGCUGUGAGUUCAUGUGGCGUAUGAUCUGACAGAAGUGGAGCAUUUCUCUGGGAAACUUAACAGAACGCGUUUGAAGCAUGUUCAGCAAGUGCCCCGUUGUGUUAUUGAAUGUCCUCUUUCUGGUGCGUGCGCUCUCGACUCAUGAGUGCACGCCCUGUAAUCUCCGGGCAUGUCCGUUCAAAGCCCCACACGGCUGCGAAGGUGGCCGGACCUUGGCCAGGGAUCCGUGCGGAUGCUGUGAUCAGUGUACCCGGUUGGAGUGGGAGCCCUGCGGUGGCCAGGACUGGGCGCACGGCUACUGCGCCCUGGGGCUGACCUGCGCCUCUGUCAACAAAACCGGAGCAGCUAUUAUUCCUGAAACUGGAGUUUGUAAAGUGCUCCCUGACCAUCCAGAGACGGGACUUGAGGACAAGCGUUGUCCCCUGAUAACAGGUUGUGACAUGACUGGGGGACAGUGUGUGUGUGAUGCCCGCCAUUCAUGUUUGGGCUUGUUCACCUACCCAGACCGAGAAGCCUGCAUGAAAGCCAGCAAGUCAGGGAGUUGGAGGCACGAGCACAGGGAAAGACACAGAGAGAAGUAUGUGGGACCUUCCAACCCAGCUUGCAUGUUCUCUGGGUGUAACCUGACCACCGAGGGGUGUGUGUGUGAGUCUCAGAGCUGCCACCACCACUUUGCCUACAUCAACCGCAGCCAGUGCCAGGAAGCAGCAGAUGAGCUUAGAUGUGCCGGGGUGAUGUGUUCUACUCUCCGGGUGCCCUCCUGCCCCAAGGGUUCAGUCCUGACAAAGAGUUACACGCCCCCUGCUGACUGUUGCCCCUCCAUACCUCCCCAGUGCACAUGCAACCUCAGUGCCUGCCCCAGGCCCCAUUGCCCUAGCGGACAUCGAGUAGUGCCACUCAGCCAGGCCAGCGGUCAGCCAGGAGACUGUUGUGAUGUCUUUGAGUGCCAAAAAGUCUCUCCCAAGUGUGUCCACAAUGGGAAGGAGUUCUCAGAGGGGGAGGUGUAUCGCAUGGACCCUUGCUGGCUGUGUCAGUGCCGGGCAGGAAUCUCCUUCUGCUCCAAGGCAGAGUGUGCUGAGCUGGACUGUGAAAACUUCUACAUUCCAGAGGGCGAGUGUUGCCCUGUCUGCAUAGAUGUGGAGCUGCUCUCCAUGGACAGCACCAAGGCCAGUUGCUGGGUGAAUAAUAAGCUGCGAGCCCAUGAGGAGCAGUGGAAAGAGGAUGACUGCACUUUCUGCCAGUGUGUGGAUGGAGAACCGCACUGUACGGCCAUGGCCUGCAAACAGAGCUGCCAAAACCCUGUCAAGAUCCCUGGAGAGUGCUGUCCCUUCUGUGAAGAGCCUUCUUAUGAAACAGUUAGCCCCAUGUUAUGUCCUCCUCUGGAAAACUGCUCCCUGUCAGGAACCGACUGCCCCAAUGGCUUUGAACAAGACAAAAAUGGAUGUCUCCUCUGCCGGUGUCUCAACAAAAUGUGCAACUGUGAGAUGUGUGAGUGCGACGUUCCCACGCCAAAGUGCCGGCCUCUGACCUGCAGUAAGACCUGCCCCUAUGGAUAUGUGAGGAACAAGCAUGGCUGUGAGAUGUGUCGCUGUGUCAAGUGUCCCCCCUUCACGUGUGACAAGCGCUGCAGUGACGGCUAUCAACGGAACAGGAAAGGCUGCUCCAUCUGCAUGUGUAAAGAAAGUGGCCAUGUCUUGAGCACCACUGCACCAGCCCCAGUGCUCAGCUAUUGCCUCACCUCUAACGGACGCCGAUACAAGGAAGGUGAUAGCUGGCAUGACGGAUGUCGUGACUGCUACUGCCACUCUGGACGGGAGAUGUGUGUGCUCAUCUCCUGCCCUGUACCGAGCUGUUCUCAUCCAUUUGUCAGGCAUGACCAGUGUUGCCCUACGUGUGAUGAUGAGUUGGGCAGUGGUCAGUUAGAGGGAAUGGACAUGGUUGUGUGCAGAGCACCUGGGGGGGAAUUUUAUGUGGAGGGGGAGACCUGGAACCUGGAUGAGUGCACACGCUGCACCUGCAGGAAGGGACGUGUCCUAUGUGACUCUGAAGUGUGUCCCCCAGCUCUCUGCCAGACACCAAUCAGGAGCAAGGACACCUGUUGCCACAUAUGCCCAGAGGCGAUACCACCGGUGCACAACAGCCAGCAGGAGUACUGCAUAACCAGUGAUGGAGACGUGCUGCUGGCUGGAGACUCCUGGAAGGCCAACGCCUGCACCAGCUGCACCUGCAACAACGGCACCAUUCACUGUUUCUCUCAGCGCUGUCCGGCUGCCAACUGCAGGGUGCCUGUCUUGCGUAAGGGCCAAUGCUGCCCACACUGUCUCGAAAUCACGUCUGUGCCAGUGUUAUCUACCAACGCCCCUAAGACAACGGUCACUACCACAAUGCAGGUCACCACUGUCCCUGCACUGUCGGUCAUUGCUAUUACAGCUGGGACAGAUUUGGGUGAUCGUUACCUGAGUCAAACAGAAAUGGCCCUCAUCUACCAAUCAGCUGCCUGGAUCCUGGCAGGUCUCCUCUUGGUCAUCAUCAUCUUCAUCGCUGUGGCAUUAUUCUUCAACAAGAAAAAGAAGUGGGUGCAGAUGUCAUGCUACACCGCACCAAAGAAGGCAGUUUUUCUGAAGAAGCAUGUAAACAAGAACUCGGUGGUCUAUAUGGAGCCCUCCAAGGAGAGCAAAUUUCAGAAUGUGAAGAAUGACUGUGGGCUCAUCCCCUUUUCUCCAGAAAUGAGCACUUCAUUUGUGGAUAAGAUGAACAUCCCCAGAGCCAAGCUGGGCAAUGACUGGAAAUCGCACUAAAAACACCACCGCUCAGACUCUGCAGAUCAGAGCUGUCCGGCACCUCCUGCUCUAUUCUUACUACUGUAUCCACGCUCUGGGCACCGCCAUGUUCCUGCUGUUCCCUCUGUGUGACAGUAAAACUGAGCGCUUUAUAUGGGACAAAGCAACUGACCUCUUUGUGUGUCCAUAUCCUUCUGAUUUUGGGAUGGAGUGAGACGCUGGGAGGUGGACAGACAAGUGAACAUAAUGGCAACCAGAGAGGCUUCUCUGUCAGAACCAGACUUUGAAUAUUGUAAUUUUAUUGCUUAUCUCCUCCUUUAGAACUGAAACUUGGAGGAAAUAAGAGGUGCGUAAAAAGCUUUAGGGCAGGGGUUUGAGGUUUGAAGAGGUGGCAAAGAGGAUGCUGCCCCUCUGGUGCAGCAGCGCUUCAUGGAUCAUCAGCCAA